AUGUCUGACUACAAGCUCACUAUCCUUACUGUGCCGAAGCUCUCUGAGCUUCCCAGCGAGGAGACUGCGCUCGGGGCGGCGCAUGCGCUCAUGGCAGAUACCGAGAAGUGGAAGAAAGGGAAGAAAUUCGACCAUGGGCAUGUGCAGACAUACUCGCGAGCGAAAGGCGCUGGCGACGGCGCAGGCUGGCACUGUCGCGUUUCUGAACACGGGCCGGAGGAUGCGUCGUUUGACGAGUUCUGGAAGAACCUCGGUAUCGAGCAUUCUGUGCGGGAGAAGGAAUACAUCAAGGAGGUGAAGAAGGCGACGCUCAUCAAACAGAUCUCGCCCGAGCAAGCCAUCUGGUCGAUGUACUACGAGUUCUCAACACUCGGCGUCUCCUCGCGCGUCUUCACCGCGCUACAAAUAGCCCAUCUUGAGACGGAAGAUGGACGCAGAACCGGGUACUUCAUACAAAUUCCCGUCGACUUGGCCGAAGACUCCGAGCUCGCGAAGAAGGAGGAGAAGGGUGUCAAGGGCCGCUACGUGAGCGUUGAGCGUCUCAAGGAGCUUGAGAACGGCAAGGUCGAGUGGCGUAUGGCAACAUCCAGUUCUCCGGGUGGGAGCUUGCCUAGCUUCCUCGUCGAAAGCACCAUGGCCGGGCAAAUAUCUGCUGACGUCCCACACUUCUUGACAUGGCUCAAGUCUACGCGAUCGAAGGAUGAACCCGCGGCGCCGCAACCUGCCGAACCUAUUCCUAUACCGAGCGAGGAGCACGCCGCGGGCCCCCUCGCGGAGACUGAUGCAACCGACGCUGUGAAGGCGAGCGUGAGUGUGCCGGACGCGGGUGGUGUUCCCGCGGCUGCCUAA
Molecule: messenger RNA, 849 nt
Organism: Peniophora sp. CBMAI 1063
Lineage: Eukaryota; Fungi; Basidiomycota; Agaricomycetes; Russulales; Peniophoraceae
Source: the annotation of a GenBank genome assembly